This is a messenger RNA of Centropristis striata (black sea bass), 2225 nucleotides long. RefSeq names its product probable E3 ubiquitin-protein ligase TRIML1. The record is from RefSeq and is a predicted model, not a curated record. Bases 47 to 1693 code for a protein of 548 amino acids. The transcript has 2 exons. Gene Ontology annotation, molecular function: zinc ion binding; protein binding. NCBI's taxonomy places the organism in Eukaryota, Metazoa, Chordata, Actinopteri, Perciformes, Serranidae.
UUCUCAACAACAGCAGCAGAAUCUGUGUCAAACACUGAGUGUAGAUAUGUCUGCUGCUGCCAGCUGUCUGCUGACUGAAGAUCAGUUUCUGUGCUCCAUCUGUCUGGAUGUGUUCACUGAUCCAGUCACCAUACCAUGUGGACACAACUUCUGCAAGACCUGCAUCACUAAACACUGGGAUAAAAAUGUCCAGUGUCAGUGUCCCAACUGUAAAAGGGUUUUCAGCACAAGACCUGAGCUGCAGGUGAAUACUUUCAUCUCUGAGAUGGCUGCUCAGUUCAGACAGUCAGCUCAACAGAAAGCCAGCAGCAGCAGCUCAGAGCAGCAAGUUUAUGAACCAGGAGAAGUUCCCUGUGACCUCUGCACUGGAACCAAACUGAAGGCCCUGAAGUCCUGCCUGGUGUGUCUGGUCUCCUACUGUGAGACUCACCUGCAGCCUCAUCUGACAAUGGCAGGCCUGAAAAGACAUCAGCUGAUCAACCCUGUGGAGAACCUGGAAGGCAGGAUGUGUCCGAAGCACGAUAAACCGCUGGAGCUGUUCUGUAAGACCGACCAGACGUGUGUCUGCAUGCUCUGCACCGUUUUAGACCACCAGACACAUAAAGUUGUUCCUCUGAAAGAAGAAUAUGAAGGAAAGAAGGCCGAGCUGGGGGAGACAGAGGCUGAAAUCCAGCAGAUGAUCCAGAAGAGACGACUGAAGAUCGAGGAGAUCAAACACUCAGUGGAGCUCAGUGAGAAAGAUGCAGACAGAGAGACAGCAGAUGGUGUUCAGGUCUUCACCGCUCUGAAGGAGUCUGUUGAGAGAAGCCAGGCCGAGCUCAUCGACACCAUCAAAGAGAAGCAGAGGAAGACAGAGGAACAGGCUGAAGGCUUCAUCAAAGAGCUGGAACAGGAAAUCUCUGAGCUGGAGAAGAGAAGCACUGAGGUGGAGCAGCUCUCACAGUCUGAAGACCACCUCCACCUCCUCCAAAGCUUCACCUCCCUGAACGCUGCUCCACCCACCAGAGACUGGACAGGAGUCAGCGUCCAUCCACCUUCAUAUGACGGGACUGUGGUGAGAGCUGUGAGUCAGCUGGAGGAGACGCUCAGUCAACAGAUGAAGAAGCUGUUUGAGGCUGAGCUGAAGAGGGUCCAGCAGUCUGCAGUGGAUCUGACACUCGAUCCUGAUACAGCACAUCCUGAUCUCAUCCUGUCUGAUGAUGGAAAACAAGUUAAAGAUAGUGAUGUAAGGAAGGAACUCCCAGACAACCGAGAGAGAUUUGACAGGUCUGCUUGUGUCUUAGCAAAGCAGAGUUUCUCUUCAGGAAGAUUUUACUACGAGGUUCAGGUUAAAGGGAAGACUGACUGGACAUUAGGAGUGGUGAGAGAGUCGAUCAACAGGAAGGGAAGCAUCACACUGAAACCUCAGGAUGGUUACUGGAUGAUAUGGUUGAGGAAUGAAAAUGAGUACAUAGCUUGUGAUGACCCUCCAGUCCUUCUCUCUCUGAAGUCUCCUCCUCAGAAGGUGGGGGUGUUUGUGGAUUAUGAGGAGGGUCUGGUCUCCUUUUAUGACGUUGAUGCUGCAGCUCUUAUCUACUCCUUUACUGGCUGCUGCUUCACUGAGAAACUCUUCCCAUUCUUCCAUCCUUGUUUGAACGAUGGUGGUAAAAACUCUGCCCCUCUGAUCAUCUCUCCUGUCAGUCACACUGAGUAGAACAACUAUUUGAUUUUCCACAAAAAAACCUUCAACAUAAUUUAAUCUAAUAAAUGUGUGUUUGCUUCUGAUGUAAAGUCUAUACAAUGUUGGUUUAGCAGAUUCUGAUCAGUAUGUUAUUUCCACUUUUUUUCUUUGUGUUGGUUAUAAAAAACAGAUUUUUAAGACAAUAAAAUAUAAAAUGUACUUAAAUGAAUAUAAUUACCUGCCUUCAAGCAUAAAUAGUACGUUUUUUCCACUGUUGCCUGAUUAUUGUAUAUAUAACAAGUGUUUCAUACCGACACAAUUACACACAAAAGUCAGUUAACCCCUUAUAUGUUAAUAGGAGGUUUUCAAAAUGUUUUUUGGGGGGGUUUAAGGAUCUCGUUCUGGUUUGUUUCAGGGCUAAAUUCUGUACAUAUUUGUUAGUUUUACACACCAAACAAAAAUAAACUUGGCUGCCUGCUGUGUUUUUAUGUUGCAUUGUGUUCACCUCUCUGGAGACUGUAAAGUUUGAACCAAGUGAAUAAAUUCUCAACUGAAUAAAAACAAA